CACAAAAAAAAAAAAACGGCGGAAUUCAGACUAAAAAAAAUACAAAGUCAAGCUUAUCUUGCCGGAGGUUUCCGAACAUACCCAAGAAUAAUCUCCCCAGUCAUCGCACGGUCCAGACAAGGGAGUGCUCCAGGAUACUUCCACUUAGCAUCGAAAUCACAAAAAGAGUUACACAGACUUGAAACAAAUCUACAUUCUACAGCCGACACUCUGGAUUGAUUCUGAUAAACCCACCCAAAAAAAAAUUGAGAUUAAAUAUUUCACAUUUUUUAUAAUUUAUUUCCUUUUUUUUUUUGUGUGUACCAUUGGUUUUAACAAAAGUAGUCUAAGGGCGUUAUUGCAGAUAAAUAAGGACAUCGAUAAGGACAUAGAUAAGGGAACAAGAGUGGAAGGACCAGAAAGAGGACGAGAGGGAGGACGAUGACAAGUUCAGGAGUGCUCAUGCUAAACUCAUUCCUUAGAAUGUGAGGAUGUCAAUGUGAGUUGUGAUACCGCCACCGUCCGAUGAAAGAUAAUCUCCUCUAGACUGAUACAAAAACUUAGCAUACAUUGUAGUCAAGAAACGAAAAGCACAGAGUGCUGGACAUUUGAUAAAGGGAAGUUAUUGGGUGUCUUGUAUUAUUAAUAGUUAAAAGUUGUUUCCCUUGGUGAGAAAAACAUUGUCAUUGCUGUGAUAAAAAAUGAAGAUUUUAGAAGCUGAUAUCAAGAUGUAAAAAAGUACAGGUUUAUUUUGUUUGUUUUUCUUUGCUAGUUUCCAAGACCAAAACAAAAAAUAUAAAAGAUGAUGAUGAUGGAUUACCGUAGUUGUAGGUAUGAGCAUAACACCCCAGCCAUGUUUUCUGGCAACAGUUUUGGCGCUGGGGGCUCUGAACAUCAGGACCCUCGACAGAUAACGGACAUUUCUUAUACGCAUCCUGUUCAAAAUGCAGUGGGGCGCCAGGAACUGCUUAGCCCCCACCAUCAAAGCUACACACGAAGCCCUUUCUCCAGGCAGUAUCCAGGGGAGAUCUACAGCUAUGGAGGGUGCCCUUCACAGCAUUUCUACAGCGACGCUCACGCGCAUCCUCAUUCUAUCUACCCCAGCAACCAAGCGGAUUAUCAAAGGCGUCUCCGUAGUGGGCCCGCUACGGGAUUCGCUGCCUCUAAUGGUUUAAAUCCGACUCUUGAUACUUCAAAACAUUUUCUCAGCAUAAAAGAAGCUGCUCGUCCUCCGACCUCGCCACCAAAGUCUAAAGAUGAAAUCGAGAAGGUCAGCAAACGUUGUGAUAAAAGUGAAGAUGAGUCCUGCAUACACAAGCAGAACAUCUCCCCCAAAUCCGCCCCUGCAUUGGACAUCCCGCCAUGCUCUCCUUCCAUCGACAGCGACGCCUGCGACAGUAAGCUCGACGACGUCGGAAACGACAACGGAAACGGGCUGGACUCCUGCGACGACGACGAUCCUGAAGAUCACAUCCCGCACGUCCUCGCGCCCGGGUACCACGGGCCCAACCGAAGGUGCCUCCUCUGGGCAUGCAAGGCUUGCAAGAGGAAAACGGUCACCAUCGACAGGAGAAAGGCAGCCACGAUGAGAGAGCGGAGACGCCUCAAGCGAGUCAACGAGGCGUUCGAGACUCUGAAGCGGAGGACGUGCCCGAACCCCAACCAGCGACUCCCCAAGGUGGAAAUACUACGCAACGCCAUCGAAUACAUCGAGAGUCUGGAGGAACUUCUUCACGGAAGUAGAAUUAACAGAAGUGAAGAAACAGGAACUGACAAUAACUCAUCCAGCAGUGGUUCCGAAUACAUGGGUAUGCAUAGCCCUCAGUAUUAUACAGACAAGUUACAGCACAGCUCUGACCAUAACGGAAACUACAGCAGCCCUAACGGCUACGACCCUGCAGGCGGGAACGGAGCCUCGAGCCUCAAUUGUUUGUCCCUCAUCGUGGAGAGCAUUUCGCCCAACAAAACCCCGGCUGUGCUGACCAGUAUGACGUCAUCAGAUCGGCCAUUGUGACCGACGGUUGAACCCGACCGUUGAUCACGUGACGCUAAUUCAGUCAACCGGAGCGUGUACAAGAAGCCUAAUUAAACAGAAACAAAGCUGCGGACGUUAUCCUCAGUGGACUGAACUGACCGUUAUGACGUAAAGUACAAUCACACUUUGUGAGUGUCGGAACUAAUCUCUUUUUUUUUUAAAAAAGAUACAUCAGGACUAUUUGAGCUUAGACAAGCUUUAAUGAGCGUCUACUUAAAGAUACAAGUGACGUUAGAACGAAGCAAUAGGUAUUGGUUAUUAAUCAAUAUGACUUUUUUCGAAGCCUGGGUGAUUAGUUAGUGGAUGUAAUCAUUUCACAGAGUCAAAAAAUACUUUGGCUACUUGCAUUUGGAUCGAGACUUGACAUUGAUCUUAACCAAAUGUCUGUGACACUAUACAUUACUAGGAUAUUUAGACGCUCAAAUCUGACAUGUGUGGUCACGGAUUUUCAUAAUAUGUUGAAUAAUCGAAAGAAAGAAUGAACAUUACAAAAUGAUCAAUUUGCAGUUGAAAAGCUAUUGAUGUAAAAUAAAUGUCCUAACAUUAACUAAAACAAUGUUACACUUGUUUAUAAUGUCUAGAUUCAAUGUCCAGAUAAUUCUCUUUAUUACUUUAUUACUCAAGCAUUCGCUGACACUUUAUGCGCAUAUCAAUGUCAUUAUUUACGAUGAAUAAGUCAGUUACUAAUUGUGCUGUUCCUCUCUCAAGGUAUUCACAGUAUUUCAUGAUUUAUAUACAUAAAAAAAACUAACUUAAUUGUAUAUACAUUCGAUGAAUGAUCGCUUGAGAUGUAUUACCGUAACUGUACAAAUAUUUGUUUUUACUUUGUUUGCCAAACAUUCAGUGCCACAAUGCAAAAAACUUCAUGUAUCGCAAUGCCAUAAGGGGAGGUGCGGUGGCUGAGUGGUAAAGCGUUCGGCUUCCAAACUGAGGUUCGAAUCCUGAUGAAGCCAGUGAUUUUUAAAUUCGGGAUCUUUAGAGUGCCUCUGAGACCAUCAACUUUAAUGGGUAUCUACUUGGUCGUUGUGCUGGCCAUAUGACACCCUCGUGUGUUUGCAGAACCAGAUGACCUAUAUAUCUGCCACAUAGAUCGAAACUUCUGAGAGAGACAAGGCUAUUAAGGCCAUAAGUAAAAGAGGCAGUGAUUUAUAUGGACCUCACAAUGACCUAUAAACUCAGUAUCUAAAGGGUGGAUAACUGUAAUCAUUAGGACAAGAGUUGAUUUCCUUGUGUCGAGUUCAAUUAACAGCGAUAUUGUGAAACCCACAAUCUAGCCAUUCGAUUUCCUGGAUUCACUUAUUCACACUUCAAAUAUAUAUAGGUUAGCCUCCUUCAGCAGUAGAACGACUAUGGUUCAUCUCGAACACUUUUUCAUAUGCAUAUGGCUGUGGAGCCCUAUUUUGGAGAGACACUCCCGUCCUCAAGUCAAGGUGGCUUUCACUUUGGUGGUAGAGGGCCUGGCCAUUGUUAAUGUGGCAUGCUUUUCUUCAAGAGCUUAGGCCCAUGUUUUCUCGCUCUCCAUAGCUUUCUUGGUCACCGUCUCUCUCCAUUUAGUGUGGUCUAGGGCUAUGUCUUCCCUAUGGUCAGUAUCAAUGUUUACUGAUUUAAAAUCCCUUUUUUUUUCACAUCAACGUAACGGUUGUGGGGGCGACCAGUUUUUCUUGAGUUGCAAGUUGCCCGUACAGAAUGAUUUUCUGGAUGCGAUUUUAAUUAUGGAACCUUUAAAUAACUCAAGGUUAGCUAACUCUUCAAGAAAAAGCGCUCAAGAGUUAAGCUUUCAUGGCAUGUCCAAGACUAUAGGCUCCUUCCCCUCUCUGCAGCGUUAAGAUGUUUCUAUACAACACUUUCCGAAUUUUGUGGGCACUAGAUCUGUUUGGGCGACAUCGCUCCCAUAGCUGUAAAAACCUUGUUUCUAAUCUCUUCAUUCGUGAUGCGGCCUAUGCAAGUGACGCCCAUGAUGCAUUUAUAAUUCAACUUCGGAUAAAAGUUGAUAAAUGCGUUUUUUGAAACUAAAUCGUUGGUUGAUAAAUUAGCUUUUGAAUGAUUGGAUUGAUUGAUAGUUUGAUUGAUUGAUUGUCUGAGUGAUUGAUAUGUUUUGUGUAAAAUUGUUCAAAGAUUAUUUAAAUAUUGCACUUUCUUGACGCAAUAUAAAUCCCCUUGCUCAAAAUUGUAUAAAGUUAUAUUAAUUAUGUUGACUCCUGAUAUAACCUAUGCCUUCAGUAAUAUCGCAGUAUUAUACCUAUUCAGAUUUUUUUUUUCAGAGAUAAUGCCAAAAUCAAAAGAAAUAUAUUCGUGUGUGUGUGUGUGUCUUGUUAUCUCAUAUUCUUUAAUAUUUUUUUUUUUUUUGCAUAAAAAUGUCUUCAGUAGUUAUCAUGUGCCUUAUGAUCCUAUUUGUCUAUUUAUUUAUAUUAAUUUUUAAAAACAAAAAAAAUAAAAACAUAUUUUGUUAUACUGCACUAGUGCCCCUUUGUGAUUGUACCAUAUCAGUAUUUCAAAGUUAAAAUUUUAAUUAUGGUUUUUACUUCUAUGCAUACUUUUUACUAGCAGAUGUUUGAUACGUUUAUGUAUACAAUAACAGCAUUGGAUAAUGUUGGAUAUUCCUUUUUAAAACUGUUAUUACAUAAUAUUGUCAAUUACAUUUUCUUUUUCGUUCUUUUUACGUUUAGUGUUUUUCAUAUAACUCAUUUGCAUAAGAAAUUUGAAUACAUGACAGAAAUCCGUGUUUGCAUUUUAUUUUGAUUGAUUGUAAUCUACAAUUAUUUUGUAGAAAAUGUUAUUUUCAGCAAGAAAAUGUACAGGUGAUUUUAAUUGUAACUGGAUAUUAACAUUUUGUGCCUUAAUUAUUAAUUCAAAUUUUUAGCUCUCAUGUGCCUUUGAUUUCUCUGAAUAAACAUUAGCCU
Biomphalaria glabrata is the source of this 4914-nucleotide messenger RNA. Its product is annotated as myogenic factor 6-like. Bases 782 to 1993 code for a protein of 403 amino acids. NCBI's taxonomy places the organism in Eukaryota, Metazoa, Mollusca, Gastropoda, Planorbidae. Gene Ontology annotation, molecular function: DNA-binding transcription factor activity, RNA polymerase II-specific; protein dimerization activity; RNA polymerase II cis-regulatory region sequence-specific DNA binding. The record is from RefSeq and is a predicted model, not a curated record. The transcript has 3 exons. Gene Ontology annotation, biological process: positive regulation of myoblast differentiation; muscle organ development; regulation of transcription by RNA polymerase II.